UUAAUACCCCAUUCUCCUGCCCUGCUUUCAUCUCUCAUCCAUAAAGUUUACCAUGAGGAUUACUCAAUUAUGCCUAUGGUUAUUGCCUACACUUCUUCUUCUCUUCAACGAUGCUGCAGAAGCACAGUCCAUUGUCAAGACUCUUCCGGGUUAUCCCGGUCCUCUUCCUUUCAAACUAGAAACCGGAUACAUAAGUGUUGGAGAAAAAGAUGAAAUACAGCUGUUUUACUACUUCAUUGAGUCACAAAGGAACCCGAAAGAGGAUCCUCUUGUACUUGGGUUUGGAACUGCAGUAAAAGGAAAUGAUAAUAAGACAAAAGUUUCUGCGUAGUUAGAGGAGAGAAAA
Olea europaea var. sylvestris is the source of this 346-nucleotide messenger RNA. RefSeq names its product serine carboxypeptidase-like 11. The coding region runs from base 53 to 331 and encodes 92 amino acids. The record is from RefSeq and is a predicted model, not a curated record. The transcript has 2 exons. Lineage: Eukaryota; Viridiplantae; Streptophyta; Magnoliopsida; Lamiales; Oleaceae. Gene Ontology annotation, biological process: proteolysis. Gene Ontology annotation, molecular function: serine-type carboxypeptidase activity.